ACCUUCGCUUUGCGCACAACCAAAGAGCAGUGAGCGCAAAGCCGCAAAGGGAGGCUGAAGCAGGGGCAGGGGAACCUCAGCCAUAGGGGCACACAAUUGCCUUGGUGGGUAUAUGGGUGGGGCCGAGGUUAGUGCCCAGGUGCUGCAACUGGGGCCCACGCGGGUACAGCAGGCCUGGAAGUGAAGACCCCGGACUUCGGCCAGCCAGAACCCGAUUUAAAAAUGGGUGAUGUUGAGAAGGGCAAGAAGAUUUUUGUUCAGAAGUGUGCCCAGUGCCAAACUGUGGAAACGGGAGGCAAGCACAACACUGGGCAAAAUCUCCAUGGUUUAUUUUGGCGAAAGACAGGUCAAGCCCCUGGAUUUUCUUACAUGGAUGCCAACAAGAACAAAGGCAUCACCUGGGGAGAGGAGACACUGAUGGAGUAUUUGGAAAAUCCCAAGAAGUACAUCCCUGGAACAAAAAUGAUCUUCACUGGCAUUAAGAAGGCAGGGGAAAGAGCAGACUUGAUAGCUUAUCUCAAAAAAGCUACUAAGGAGUAAUAGUUGGCCACUGCCUUAUUUAUUACAAAACAAAAAAUGUCUCAGGACUUUUUUUUGUCUUUAUCAAACUUCUAGUGAAGCAGCUGGUAUCCAAAUCUCUUUGAAGCGAUUCAGAAGCCAUAAGGCCAACUCCCUGAUUGGCAGGAGUGUUAACAUCCAACCACGGGAACCAGUGGAACUUACUGUUUUGGAAAAAUGUUUUGAAAGGGAAAGGUGCAG
Molecule: messenger RNA, 759 nt
Organism: Panthera uncia (snow leopard)
Lineage: Eukaryota; Metazoa; Chordata; Mammalia; Carnivora; Felidae
Product: cytochrome c-like
Exons: 1
Coding region: 223-540 (105 amino acids)
Biological process (GO): mitochondrial electron transport, ubiquinol to cytochrome c; mitochondrial electron transport, cytochrome c to oxygen
Cellular component (GO): mitochondrial intermembrane space
Molecular function (GO): electron transfer activity; heme binding
Source: RefSeq, a predicted model, not a curated record